Messenger RNA from Hyalella azteca, 1598 nucleotides. RefSeq names its product cytochrome P450 4C1. The transcript has 11 exons. The record is from RefSeq and is a predicted model, not a curated record. The coding region runs from base 96 to 1598 and encodes 500 amino acids. Gene Ontology annotation, molecular function: iron ion binding; oxidoreductase activity, acting on paired donors, with incorporation or reduction of molecular oxygen; monooxygenase activity. Lineage: Eukaryota; Metazoa; Arthropoda; Malacostraca; Amphipoda; Hyalellidae.
AGCAUUACAUGUAGUGGUCUCUUCUUCUGUUAAGUUAAUUCGAUUCAAAAGCCUAGAUUAUUUAUUAGAUUUUUAUAGUAGGCAGGCAGUCAACCAUGUUUUUUGAGACGCUUCUUUUCGUCUUGUUCUUCAUCUUCGUGUCGAUGGCAUUCAAGAGAUACCGCAAGGUGCGUCUGCUGGAGCGCAUUCCGGGGCCUCCUGCGCUGCCGCUGUUAGGCAACACCUUGGAGCUGCUGGGCUCUCGCAAGCAACUAUUACAAACGUUAAUAAAUUUCUCCAAGCACGGCAACGGCAUCGCGCGAAUCUACUUAGGACUCAAACCCUACGUCCUGCUCAGCAAAUGCCGCUCUGUGGAGGGUCUGUUGACCAGCAACGUCUUGAUUGAAAAGGGCCGCCUCUAUGACUUCAUGCGACCUUGGCUUGGCAUCAGUCUGCUCACCUCUACUGGCAAAACAUGGAAGUCCCGUCGCCGCCUGCUAACUCCCUCGUUCCAUUUCAAAAUAUUGGAAGAUUUCGUGGAGGUUUUCAACCACCAAGCCUUGCGUCUCGUCGACAAACUCCAGAGCAGAGUGGGUGACGCCCCCUUCAACGUGUGCCCCUUGGUGGAGCUCUGCUCGUUGGACAUCAUCAUGGAGACGGCCAUGGGCGUCGAUAUCAACGCCCAGAACGACGAAGAAUGCAACUAUCUUAAGGCUGUUCACGGAAUGAGUGACCUUAUCAUGAAGCGUCACUUCGCCCCGUGGCUCCACAGCGACAUCGGGCUCAAGCUGUCGAGACUUGGGAAGAAACACAGCGAGCUUCUCAGCGCCCUUCACGCCAUGUCUCUUGGGGCCAUCAAAACAAGACGAACCGCCUACAACAAACUCAAGGCCGAAAAAGACUCAAACAAGGAUAUCCAAACGGACGGUGGCAAGAAACGUCUUGUUUUCCUGGACAUACUGCUGGAAACGUCUGAACAACCCGACAGGCCACUGUCUGACGAAAACAUAAGGGCGGAGGUGGACACGUUCAUUUUUGCAGGACACGAAUCCGUGGCCACUACGAUCAACUUCGCCCUAUUCCUCUUGGGCUGUCAUCCACAAAUUCAGACGCGCGUAGUGCAGGAGUUGCAUGAGGUCCUCGGGGAGGGUGACGUAACCAUCACUUCUGCUGCCCUGCGAGGCAUGACUUUCCUGGAGGCGUGCAUCAAAGAGGCCCUCAGGCUCUUCCCGCCAUUCCCUUUUUUGAGUCGCAGACUCCACCAACCAGCCGUGACCGACGGUUACCAGCUGCCAGAAGGAACGGACAUCAUCAUCAUGGUAUACUGCAUCCACCGCGACCCCGAACAAUUCCCUGACCCCGACAACUUCAACCCCGACCGUUUCCUGGGGGCUGAGGCAGCCAAGAGGCACCCGUUCUCCUUCAUUCCUUUCAGCGCCGGGCCCCGCAACUGCAUUGGCAAGAAGUUCGGAAUGAUGGAGAUGAAGGUCGUGCUGGCGCACUUGUUGCGUACCUUUGAAGUGACGUGCAGGCAAACCGUCGAUGAACUCGGCCUUAGGAAAGAACUAACGCUACGACCAGAACACGGAGUGAUGAUCACCCUGCAACGCAGGGGGUGA